Molecule: messenger RNA, 468 nt
Organism: Penicillium subrubescens
Lineage: Eukaryota; Fungi; Ascomycota; Eurotiomycetes; Eurotiales; Aspergillaceae
Product: tautomerase family protein
Exons: 1
Coding region: 1-468 (155 amino acids)
Source: RefSeq, a predicted model, not a curated record
AUGCCCCUCUGGCAAAUCUACCACCCACCCGGCACUUUCGAGGACGACACCUCAAAGCAAGCCUUCGUCAAUGACAUUACAAAAAUGUACACAACCCUCGGCCUACCCGCCUUCUACGUCGUGACCCAUUUCUACAAAAUCGACAACAGCAACGUCUACCUAGGCUGGAAACCAUCGUCCGAGAAUGAGAAACCAUUCGUGCGCGUGGUCAUCACGCACAUUGCUCUCCAUGUACCAAAUGCGGACGCCGCCUAUCUCCAAACUACAUCUCGCCUGGACGAUAUUAUGAAACCUCAUCUGUUGGACAAGGGAUACGACUUUGAGUACCAUGUUGAUGAGACGGAGCGUCGUCUUUGGAAGAUUAAUAGUUUGAUUCCGCCGCCUUUUAAGAGUGCUGAGGAGCAGGUCUGGGUGAAGGAAAAUAGGGCUGUACCUUAUGAGGGUGGUCAUCCUCCCACGUCGGGAUAG